Exaiptasia diaphana is the source of this 3551-nucleotide messenger RNA. RefSeq names its product receptor-type tyrosine-protein phosphatase N2. Gene Ontology annotation, cellular component: secretory granule. The record is from RefSeq and is a predicted model, not a curated record. Gene Ontology annotation, biological process: protein dephosphorylation. Gene Ontology annotation, molecular function: protein tyrosine phosphatase activity. The transcript is spliced from 22 exons. Bases 154 to 2433 code for a protein of 759 amino acids. NCBI's taxonomy places the organism in Eukaryota, Metazoa, Cnidaria, Anthozoa, Actiniaria, Aiptasiidae.
AACAUCGGUUCCUCUGACAACAUCCGGGUACUUUGAAGCUAUUCAAUCGAACAAGAACUUGGAGGUCGCUAAUGGCGAUGUGGUUGUACUGACUCUGGUCAACUGUCUUCACCACAAAACGUCAGGUUUUCUUGUAAAACCCAUGGCAGACCUAUGGAUAGAAACAUUAUAAAACAUAUUUUCAUCCUAUCAUUUCUGAUUGUACACUAUGUUCAGUUGACGAAGGCUUCUAGCGCCGGAUGUCUUUUAAAUCCUAAUGUCUGUAAUUUGGAUGAAUUCUGCCAUCAAGGAUAUUUGUUGGGGAAAUGUGUAAAGAGAAGUGAAAUUGAAGGUUAUUACUAUGGUAACAGUCCAGGAUGGUAUAGUAGAGAUGAAGACAGUGUAAACAAUGAUUUGAACACACGUCGUGGGGAUAUUCCACAAUGGAAAGAAACAUACAGACAGCAAAAUUAUGACAGCUCAGAACCWACCCUUGAAGACAAGACUUUAAUCCAAUCUUUACCAUUAGARAACAAAGAUUUACGUAAUUCAUACCCUGAUAGAGASAACAGGCUUCCAMCUAAAAUACGUCCACAAACUAUAGGAACAAGAGAUGGUAUUAGUGUCAAUAAUGGUGCUAGUAUACCAGACAACCAAGAUAGGGAAUAUCACUCAGACACCUUAGAAGAACCACAUCAAACUUUUCAUGAAGCCAARGAACAAAUUUCUAUUGAACACAUCUCAGAACCUGCAGAGACCAAAACACUUCAUGAAAGCAAUGAUGAAAAUGAUGUUGAUGCCAACUCCAAAGUGAUGAUCAAAGGAGAAGUGAAGAAGGCAGAAUCCAGCAUUGACCAAGGACCAAACCCAGAAAAGAAUUAUGAAAGAAUCAAAGAUUUCUUCAAAUCCCAGCAAGCAAGCUCAAUUGUUGACGUACCUAAUGCAGUAAAGAGAGAGGAGGCUUCAAAGGUCAACAAAAAGAACUUUGUSCCAAUUGACAUGAAAGUGAAAGAUGAGGUUAAUGCAGAGCAAGUAUCUCAAGAUGAUUCUGAAAAAUCAUUGAAAAUUGACUUAGAUAGYAGAGUGGAGAAAACUGGAGUUAAACUUCAAAGGAUUAAGAAUGAUUACAGUCCUGAAGAUGAAAGUGAAAUAGCUAAAAGAAUCAACAAAGAUGCAAGUGUCAAGGAAGGUGUUGCAAGACAGGUCGGUGUAAGGAUCAUGAAAGCAGAUGAUGAUACACCUAGCAAAUACAACAACAAAAUAGAGCAGUCUGUAAACCAACAYCCCAAGUAUUUUGCUAUAACUUUGAUUACUGCUGGUUGUGUGACAGGAGUGAUUCUUUCUGCUGUAGCUAUCUAUCUUAUCAUGAAAAGYUACAAUGAAACCAAGAAAUUUAAACCUGUGACAUUACCUGGACAGGAAGCCGCAGCAGAAUAUCAGGAACUCUGUAGACAGUUUCGAGCUAGUCAAGGAUGGGAAGGCAGUCCAAUCAAGCCAACAGACAAAGAUAAAGCACUGGGUUCUGCUAAACCACCACCAUAUUCUUGGAGUGAGGAACCAGUUGUUCCUAAUAUGGAUAUAUCAACUGGCCAUGUAGUCUUGGCUUACAUGGAGGAUCACCUUAAGAACAAAGARAGAUUAAACAAGGAAUGGGAGGCAUUAUGCACAUAUGAAGCUGAGCCUAAUAAAACAGACAUUGGGAAACAAGACAAGAAUGUCAGAAAGAACAGAUAUAGUGAUGUCCUUCCAUAUGAUCACAAUAGGGUUGUAUUGAGAGAGACUGCUAAUGCUACAGGAUCUGAUUAUGUCAAUGCAAGCUUCAUUACUGACCAUGAUCCACGAAACCCAGCAUACAUUGCAACACAAGGACCAUUGGCCCAUACCAUAUCWGAUUUUUGGCAGAUGAUUUGGGAACAGGGAGUUGUUGUAGUUGURAACCUUACAAGACUCUCUGAUCUAGGACUGCCUCAAUGUAAUCGAUACUGGCCAGAAGAAGGACAUGAAACUUACCAUAUAUACGAGGUCCAUCUUGUAUCAGAACAUAUAUGGUGUGAUGAUUAUCUUGUUAGAAGCUUUUACCUCAAGAAUCUGCAAACAAGUGAAACUCGCACAGUGACUCAGUUCCACUUCCUGUCUUGGCCYGAUCUGAAUGUACCUACAAACCCAAAACCUUUGCUGGAGUUUAGAAGAAAGGUGAACAAGUGCUUCCGAGGUCGUUCUUGCCCAAUCGUUGUUCAUUGCAGUGGUGGUGUUGGAAGAACUGGUUGCUAUAUUCUGAUAGACAUGGUCCUGAACAAGAUGAUGAGAGGUGCUAAAGAAAUAGAUAUUGCUGCGACUGUUGAGCAUUUAAGAGAUCAAAGGCCUCUUAUGGUUAAAACCAAGGCCCAAUUUGAGUUUGCCCUGACAGCUGUUGCUGAAGAAGUGAGUGCCAUUCUUCAAGCUCUGGCCAAAUAAUAAUCUUCCAAUCACCAACGAAAUAUGGGAUAUAAUAAUUAUAAUCACUAAAAUAAUUGACAGAUUUUAUUUUCAAGAUUUAAUUUAGCUAUGGAUUGCAACAAUGCAUCACAAGGGCCUGUUUCAUAUCUUGUCACAUUUGAAAAAUAUAGGAAUUCAUGGUGGGGAAAGGACUCACAAAAAAAUUAUAUUAAUCUUGAGAUAUUUUUGAAGGCUGAGGUAACUUCACAGGUUAAAAUCUUAUUAGAAUGUUGAAUAAUAGCAAAACGGGAACAAAUAUUUAUUUAUAAUACUUUGUGUAGAUAGUCUAAACAAAACCAUCGUCAAUACUAUUUUUAUGGUAAUACAACAGGAAACAACAUAACAAACCUUAACUAUUAGCCUAAACACUAAAUACACUAUUUGGUGAAUUAUUGUAGAUGUACAUACGGAUUUCGUUCCAUUCAAUUUUUUCGCGUUUUCUUUCUUUCUUUUUUUUCUUCGACUCCAGCUACGUUAUCGUUUCUUUCUUGGAGCAUAUGCACUGCAUUAAUGCAUAAUGAUUUUUUUUGUCGUUAACAACUCUAAUUGUAAUAAAUCUGCUAGAUUAUAAUUCAUUUUGCUUUCACAAUAAUUAUGUACAAUACCAGAGUGGAAGCAGAGUCGCAAAAUUCACGUGAGAACUAAUUAUUGCAUAGACGCUGACGUAAAACCAAUCGAUUGUGCUUCCCCUCUGAUUGUAAAACAAGUAGGAGUGUUCAUGGGUGUAUUAGUCUGAAUAUCAUUCAAAUAUUUAGCUGUUCAUUCUGAUAGUUUCUGAGUUUUCACUGUGGUGAGAUGUGUCUUAUCACGUCUUAUAGGGAACCUACUCCACUUGAAGUCGGUCUCAGUAACAUGCUAGCUUAUAUUUUGGGGUAUUCGUACACAAGACCAGUAYCGUCAAAAUGCAAAAAAUAUAUUGAAUAAUUUGGUCGUCUUGGUCACGUCUUACUGGGGGUGAAGUUCUUUUAACGUUACGAUUAUUUUUAUAUGUUUAACUACCAUACCUAUUAAUACAGAGCUAUGUCAGAUAUUAUAAUACAUGGGUAUCGGUUAAGUUUCACUUGGAAAAUACUCAAUAAAUGAUAAUUUCGGGGAUA